AUGCCGGAAACCAAUAACUCCACUUCAUCGACCCAAACGGUUCAUUCCAACCACGCAAGCCCCCCGAAGCCUAGGAACGCCGAGAACAUCCGUCGAUAUUACGAGUCGCCGGCAGGAUCAGAUCCAUAUCAUUUCGAGAUGAGCAAGGAAAGCCAAGAGACUCGACAGCGACACAUCAGUGAGGAACUUCGCAAACUUGAUGAGGUCUUCCGAGCGUCAUAG
Messenger RNA from Aspergillus affinis, 222 nucleotides. RefSeq lists its product as uncharacterized. The record is from RefSeq and is a predicted model, not a curated record. Lineage: Eukaryota; Fungi; Ascomycota; Eurotiomycetes; Eurotiales; Aspergillaceae. The transcript is spliced from 2 exons. The coding region runs from base 1 to 222 and encodes 73 amino acids.